AUGUCAACUAAUAUUAUUGGCCUGCCAAUGCUGUUGUUUACACCAGCCUCAGGGAAGGAUUCCGUUGCUCAUGUGAUCUACCAGAACUCGGGUGAUUCAGAGGCAACAAAAAGGCCUCGUGCGGACUACAUGGAGAUGGUCCAGGGAGAUAUUACUGACUACAUGCAAGCUACUGCCAUUGAUUGGCUGGUGAGGGUAGCUGGAGAGGAACAGUUGCAGUUGGUUGUAGUUACCUGCAUGAUGAUUGCUUGUAAAUACGAGGAGACAACUAAACUAAGCGUGCAAGUGAUCUGCCAUAUUGCUGAUAACAAAUACCGGAAAGAAGAGAUCUUGCAAGUGGAAUCCGCUGUGCUGAAUUACUUGAAGUUUGAAAUGGCCGUCCCAACAGCUCAUUUUUUUCUGAGGCAAUUUGUUUCUGCUGCCGAAAUGGCCAAUCAGGUAUCUUUUAUUUGUUCCUUAGUUAAAAGGGGAAUCAUUAGUGUUGAAACUUCAAUGACCACUGAAUUGUUCAGUGACCACUGAAUCCAUAGUCUAUUCGUGCUAUACAAACUCUGAAUUGUUCAGCUAAUAUUGAGGGGCUUGCAUAUUCUUUUUCAUGGUAUUGGAUAGGAUUCUAAAUUGAGGGAUUUCACACUGUACUCUGAUUUGGGUGACUGUGUAUUGUCUCUCCGUGAUGGUGGUAUUGCUAAUUUGGUUGCACUAAGUGAGAAGUAUGGUAAGCAUCAGUACUUUUUUGUGGCAAAGAGGAACUGCCCAGCAAUACCAAGGGAGUUUUUUCAAGAUGUGUGAGAAGUUAGUAGAAGGUUUUCAGGUUUGCUUCCGACACUCUGCUGGAUUUAUAUUAGUAUUUAGAUGAAAAAUGUUGAUUUUUUUUUAAGCAAAUGCCAUUAACUGCAAUCAUUCAAUUAACGUAAAAUAGCAACAUCAUCAAUAACCAAUGAAUGUAUCGAAUGAGAAUAGUCCAAGCCAAAAAUGACCUCAUUCUGUCUCUAAACCAAGCCUACUAAAACAAUUAGCUACCUUAUUGCCCAAAUGGGCUACAUAGCAAAAAAGAAAACAGUUGAGUUCCUAGCCUCAUAUAACAGAUAGCUCAAUAAUGAUAAAUCUAAUACUGAAGACCGAAGCUUAGUAAUGAUAAUAGCACAAACACAUUCCAAUAAUACUUGUUAAAGCCCAUAGAAUGCACAAGAUGUAGCCCAGCAAUCACUGCAUGAGCCUCCGCCCACGAUGGCUCCCCAUAGCUUGUCACCCUCGUCAGAAGCCUGCCGUGCACAAAACCACCAGAAUUGCAGAUCACAACACCAAUUCCCACUCACUGUCCGGCACAUUCAAGGGCAACAUCGACAUUUAUCUUAAGAACAUGUCCGCGAAGAGGCAAACAUUGAACCUUGCACGCACGCAUUGGAAGCACAUGAACCUGAAAUUCAUUAUUAAGCCUUUUUGCCCAGUCCAAUAUCAUGUGUGGUGUCGUGGAAUGACCUUUCAUCACCCCAUUGUUAUGUUCAUUCCAAAGGUUCCAAAGUAGAACCAACAAAUCGGUAAAAGCAGCUUUAUACAACGUCAGCAUGGCCAUUUCCAUCCAAUCAGUACA
Gossypium raimondii (Peruvian cotton) is the source of this 1591-nucleotide messenger RNA. Its product is annotated as cyclin-A1-1. Gene Ontology annotation, biological process: mitotic cell cycle phase transition; regulation of cyclin-dependent protein serine/threonine kinase activity. Gene Ontology annotation, cellular component: nucleus; cyclin-dependent protein kinase holoenzyme complex; cytoplasm. Gene Ontology annotation, molecular function: cyclin-dependent protein serine/threonine kinase regulator activity. Lineage: Eukaryota; Viridiplantae; Streptophyta; Magnoliopsida; Malvales; Malvaceae. The record is from RefSeq and is a predicted model, not a curated record.